AUGUCCUCACAGCUGCGCUGGUGCCUCCGACCUUCCUUGUCCCCCUUGAGUGCCCGAGAGGUCCUGAUGCUGGGGGCCCGCGACCUUCGCCACCAGCAGCCAGGCCCAGGACAGGCCGCAGAGACCUGGCGGCACCUGUCCCCACUCCGGGAGCUGCAGCGCACAUGCGGCUGGGCCUGCCCAGCCCCUCCUCCACCUGGGACAGGUCCCUGGGGACGGAGCUUGGGCGGGUCCCACGCGGGUCCCACUGGCAUCCGGCUGCGCCUGUCCGUGAGCCCCCACCCACCCGUGGGCCGCCUGGGGCUGGGGAGUGCUGCGGCUCGGCGCCUCCCUCCUGCCCCCAAGGAGGACCGGCGACCCACGUCCCCUCCAGGGUGUGCGGCUCGGAUCUCUGCUCUUCUUGUCACCGGCGGGGUGACUUGGGACCCGUCGUUGAGUGACCCUGUGACUCUGUGUCUGCGGAGAGGUGGGGAGAACGAUGCUGCGGAACGCGUGGUCGUGAGGACCUCGGUGAGGUCCCAGGUGAGGGGACAGGGAAGGAGCACGGGCCUUCGCGAGGGCGACCUCCCGGCUCACGGCCGCUCACCUGGGCUGGAGCCCCGGUCCAGUCUCCUGGUGCCUGCUGAGAACAGGCCAGCGAUGGCUGAAGAUCUGGCAGCCACGUUGGGCUGUGAGGCUGCUGCCGGCCGAGCGGAGAGUGGGGACUCACGUUCCUGCCAUCUCGGGAUUCCUGGGGGGCUCCAUCUGUUGAGCUUCUGCCUUCAGCUCAGGUCAUGAUCUCAGGGUGCUGGGAUCGAGCCCCGCGUCGGGCUCCCUGCUCGCUGGGGAGCCUGCUUCCCCCUCCGCCCGCCGCUCCGCAGCUUGUGUCGCCUCUUUCUGUGUCUGUCUCUGUCGAAUAAAUAAGUAAAAUCUCUGAAGAAGAAAAAAAAAGACAUCUGGAUUAAGUCACCGUUCUUCCUCGUUUCUGUUACCUGAGACUGAAGGUAACUGCCCGAUUGCUACGCUCACGCACACGUACGUCUUCUUCCUGGUGUUAAGGUGACGACGGUGUAAGACUUGUCCUGCACUUUGCGGGGGUGUCGUGACAUUCCCAGACCACUGAACUCUGGAAAUUUCUCGUGGGUGGGUCCAAGUCCCCGAACUGGCAGGGGGUACCUCCCUCUGGCAAGCAGAUGUGCUUUGUUAAUGUCCAGAGCAUCGCUAAGUCCGGGGUUCCGUGGCCCACGGGCAGGACGUCUUCCGCACGAUGGAGUGGGGUGAAACCCCGAGGCCGGCCGGACGAUCGGAACCGGUGUGGACUGAAGCGUGGUGGAAACCAUCAGCGGCGACCCGACCGGUGGCACGUUGGUGGUGGGGGAGGGAGGCGCACCCUGGCCUCGCGGAAGGACCCCGUGCUGCUCCCAGCAUCGUGGUUUCUGGGACGGGGCGGGGCCGGGUCUGCAGGACCUACGCCGGAGUAGUCGGUGCACGGCUCACCCCAGGAAGGGCAUCAUGCCCAGAGGAACAGCCGCGCGUGCAGUUGUGCUGUCUUUAAGCUCGCGGUCACAGACGGUCCACCGGCAACGGGCCUCCUUCCCCAGCACAGGCCGGUUCCCGUCCUCUGUGUGCUCAGGUCUGGGGCAGUGGCGCUCCCCUCCGUGACUUUUCCGGAGACAGGUGCUGCUCCGAGGGGGCGGGAGGCGGAAAGGCAGCGGCGUCCGCCCUUCCUUCUUGCGGGGCUGUCCCUCAUUCAGCAGGAAGGACGCAGCGCCAACUGGGAGCCACACACGCGUCGAGUGCGGAGCAUACGGUGGGGAGACGGAGCUCACAGGCGGACGUCACCUUACAUCGCUCGCGGACCAGCGAGGGCGAAACGCAACACGUCAGACCCAGGAACACCGAUGACAGGGGGCCUCGUCUCCCCACGACCUCAGGAGGGGACCUGACCUGUAAGGAGGGUAACCGCAGAUCACAUCAGGCAGGUUGAGGACCCAGAGAUUAGGGUGGGCACCUCAAACGGGACGGCAGGCGUCCAUGUCACAAGGGGGGAGUCGAGAGCCCGGAGGCAAGGCCGGGAGAGGACAGCCACCUCUGAGCCGGGGAGGCCUGGGCCCCGUCCUCACC
Messenger RNA from Mustela lutreola (European mink), 2103 nucleotides. RefSeq lists its product as uncharacterized. The record is from RefSeq and is a predicted model, not a curated record. The coding region runs from base 1 to 777 and encodes 258 amino acids. Lineage: Eukaryota; Metazoa; Chordata; Mammalia; Carnivora; Mustelidae. The transcript has 2 exons.